GCUGUCAGUUAGCGGCUGUUAGGCUUGGGCUGUGCUGGGUUGAUGGAGGUGGCUGUGGGAGGCCCGGACUCCUCCUUCCUCUCAGCAGCGCCUCCGCCUCGCAGAGUCUGCUGCUAGCCCGGCCGGUAUUUCGCUGCGAUCACUCGGCGGGUCAUAGAGAAAGAUAGGGGGGCAAAGCCGCGGGGUAUCUGUCUCGUUUCCCAUCUGGAAAGCAGGUGGCGCCCCACUGGUCCCUGGCACAGGCAGCCUCCUGUGACUCCCCCUGGUGGUGACUCUCACCCGCGCUGCAAACCAGACUCAUGCCUUUGUGCUGUGGAGCGGGACAGAGCGGCAGCCGGGGGAUGGGUACCAUGCUACUGUUCCUCCUCACCGCACACUGAUCCGGGCUGCUCGCCUAUUGUUAGUGCAUGCCUGCAGUGGCAGCCUCUGCUGCGCCUGUCCUGCAUUGCUGCUGCCCCUAGUCUCCUGUGUGUGAGCCCUGCACUUUAUUAUCUGCCCCUCACUGAGCCUCGCUGGUAGUGUUUCAUUGGCUCUGACACUCCCUUAUACAGUCCUGCCGCGGCUGCCGUGCAGUAGGCAUUCCCAUACCUCUCCUAUUGUGCUGCACCUGGCCGGGCUGGCACCUCUCUCCCCGGCGUGCCCUGCUGGUGCUGUGUUACUCUUCCCUCCGGGGCUCCUGACAUGGCUUCUCUCCUGACCUCCAGCCUUGUCUUCCAACAAACUUCAGCGGAGUAAGCGAAUCUCAGGGCAGCAGCCGGCGCCUUGUGCUACCACAUUGAGCAAUAUCUGCCCGCAGUGCCAGCUGGGGUUGAGGAGACUGCAAGAAAAUGUCUACCCCCAACAGGUUCAAGAAGGACAAAGAGAUUAUCGCGGAAUAUGAAAGCCAAGUGAAAGAGAUUAGAGCUCAACUAGUGGAACAACAAAAAUGCUUGGAGCAACAGACUGAGAUGAGAGUUCAGCUCCUUCAAGACCUGCAGGACUUCUUCCGCAAGAAAGCAGAAAUCGAGACUGAGUAUUCCCGGAAUCUGGAAAAAUUAGCAGAGAGGUUUAUGGCCAAGACCAGAAGCACAAAAGAUCACCAGCAGUACAAAAAAGACCAGAAUCUCCUGUCUCCUGUCAAUUGUUGGUAUUUACUGCUGAACCAAGUGAGAAGAGAAAGCAAAGAUCAUGCAACACUCAGUGAUAUCUACCUAAAUAAUGUUAUCAUGAGAUUCAUGCAGAUAAGCGAGGAUUCAACAAGGAUGUUCAAAAAGAGCAAAGAAAUUGCUUUUCAGCUUCACGAGGAUCUAAUGAAAGUCCUUAAUGAGCUGUAUACGGUCAUGAAAACGUACCACAUGUAUCAUGCAGAGAGUAUCAAUGCGGAAUUUAAGCUGAAAGAAGCUGAAAAACAAGAAGAGAAACAGAUUGGAAGGUCCGACCCAGUCUUCCAUUUACGACUGGAGGACAAGCACCAAAGACGGAGCUCAGUGAAAAAGAUAGAGAAAAUGAAGGAGAAGCGUCAAGCCAAAUACUCUGAGAACAAACUGAAGUCUAUAAAAGCAAGGAACGAAUAUUUAUUAACACUGGAGGCAACAAAUGCUUCAGUUUUCAAAUAUUACAUCCAUGACCUUUCAGAUUUAAUUGAUUGUUGUGACCUGGGGUACCAUGCAAGUCUAAACCGUGCCAUGAGAACCUACCUCUCCGCUGAAUACAACCUGGAGACUUCACGCCAUGAAGGUUUAGACAUCAUAGAGAAUGCCGUCGAUAACUUGGAACCCAGGAAUGACAAGCAAAGAUUUAUGGAGAUGUACCCCACCGCUUUCUGUCCACCAAUGAAAUUUGAGUAUCAAGCUCACCUUGGUGAUGAGGUUUGUCAGGUCAGUGCUCAGCAACCAUUACAGGGUGAAUUGAUCCUUCGAUAUCAGCAACUCCAGUCUCGACUAGCAACACUGAAAAUUGAGAAUGAAGAGAUAAAGAAAACCACAGAAGCCACUCUCCAGACCAUUCAAGACAUGGUUACUAUAGAGGACUAUGAUGUGUCGGAAUGCUUUCAGCACAGCCGCUCCACAGAGUCUGUGAAAUCCACAGUGUCUGAGACGUACCUGAGCAAACCCAGUAUUGCAAAAAGAAGAGCAAACCAGCAAGAGACAGAACAGUUCUACUUCAUGAAGUUCAGGGAACAUCUAGAAGGAAGCAAUCUCAUCACAAAACUACAGGCUAAACAUGACCUACUUAUGCGGACUCUUGGGGAAGGCAAAGGUCAUAGAGCAGAAUACAUGACUACAAGGCCUCCAAAUGUACCCCCUAAACCCCAGAAACAAAGGAAGCCCAGACCCCUAUCUCUUUUUAUUGCUAAGUUGUUUAAUGGGGAUCUGGAAUCCUACAUCCAGGAAUCUGGACAAAUAAUUCCUCUUAUUGUGGAAAGCUGUAUCAGAUUCAUUAAUUUGUAUGGGCUUCAACAUCAAGGUAUAUUUCGGGUAUCUGGUUCUCAGGUGGAAGUCAAUGAUAUUAAAAACGCAUUUGAAAGAGGUGAGGACCCUUUGACAGAUGACCAAAAUAAUCACGAUAUUAACUCUGUAGCUGGCGUCCUGAAGUUGUAUUUCCGUGGCUUAGAAAACCCUCUGUUUCCAAAGGAAAGAUUUAAUGAUUUGAUAUCCUGCAUCCGAGUGGAAAAUCUCUAUGAGAGGGCCAUGCACAUCCGGAAAAUCCUCCUGACCUUACCCAGGACUGUGCUUAUAGUCAUGAGAUACCUCUUUGCAUUCCUAAACCACCUCUCUCAGUACAGUGAUGAGAAUAUGAUGGAUCCAUAUAAUUUGGCAAUUUGCUUUGGUCCCACAUUAAUGCCUGUUCCAGACAUACAAGACCAGGUGUCCUGUCAGGCCCAUGUGAAUGAAAUUGUUAAAACCAUCAUCAUUCAUCAUGAGAACAUUUUUCCAGAUGCUAAAGAGCUGGAGGGUCCAGUGUAUGAGAAGUGCAUGGCUGGAGAUGACUACUGUGACAGCCCCUACAGUGAACAUGGCACAUUAGAAGAAGUGGAUCAAGACGGCGGCACUGAGACCCACACUAGUGAAGACGAGUGUGAACCAAUUGAAGCCAUAGCCAAGUUUGACUAUAUUGGAAGAUCUGCUCGAGAGCUAUCUUUUAAAAAGGGGGCUUCCCUUCUCCUGUAUCACCGUGCAUCUGAAGACUGGUGGGAAGGGAGACACAACGGGAUUGAUGGCCUGGUACCCCACCAGUACAUUGUGGUACAGGAUAUGGAUGAUGCAUUUUCCGAUUCCCUCAGCCAGAAGGCCGAUAGUGAAGCCAGCAGUGGCCCAGUCAAUGAAGACAAGUUAUCGUUGAAGGAUAUAAACUCACCCACCGAGCGGAACCCUGAUCUGUAUCUGGGAAGACAUAGACGCAGAGCUGAUCCACCACCUCCUUCUCGUCGUUCAGGCAGGACCAGUGACAUCCACUGCCCGGUCCACCCUCAGAACAAUACUUCAAUGGAAAUUGGAUCUUCUGUUUUAAGUCAUUGCAGCCCACGGGCUCUUUUACAGAAUCGUAACCUUAACACUGACAGUCCUGAACGUAGACGGAAACCAGGCCAUGGAAGUCUGACCAACAUAAGCAGGCAUGAUUCCCUAAAAAAGAUAGAUAGUCCUCCUAUACGAAGGUCUACAUCAUCAGGACAAUACACAAACUUUAAUGACCACAAGCCCCUUGAUCCAGAGAGUAUUGCUCAGCAGGAUAUAGAGGAUACCAUGAACUCUGCCCUGAAUGAGCUUCGUGAGCUUGAACGACAAAGUUCUGCAAAGCAUGCCCCAGAUGUAGUCCUGGAUACACUGGAACAAAUAAAGAACUCUACAACCCCAGCAACAUCGACAGAAUCACGGAGUCCUCUCCAUAACAUUAUAUUUAAGAACACAGAGCCACAAAUCCGGCGCAGUACUAGUACUUCUACUGACACAAUGAGUACGUUUAAGCCCAUGGUGACGCCUAGAAUGGGAGUUCAGUUAAAGCCUCCAGCUUUACGGCCAAAACCUAUUGUCCUUCCUAAAACUAAUCCUGGCAUAGGACCACCGCAAACUUCUCAAGGGGCAGCAGAUAAAUCAUGCACAAUGUAAUGUUAUGCAUCAUACCAUGCUUUGGAUAAUAUGGGGAAGAAACUGCUGCCGUGAUAUGAGUAGUAGGUUAAUAAUUGGAGAUGCCAUGGUUUUACAGGAACUGAUAUUAAACACCUGUUAACUACACUAAGACCUGUAUUAAAACAAACUGGAUAGUAUUAUAUGGUGUUUACAACAGUAGAAACACAUAGCUAUUACUUGAAGAUUUGAUGCUGCACAAGUUGUAUAGUUUGCAACAGAUCACAAAUGGCUUCCCACUUAUAUAGAUUUAUCUAUUUUCCAUAAAUCUUAUCUAAUCUCUACAACUCAUAGUGAGUCAAGGAUCAAUAUGGAAAACAAGGCCUAUUUGGUUUGCAGAGUAGCCUGAUAGCAGUAGUUUAAUAGAAUGCUUAAGUUACAUUCCUUCGAGGCCUUGCUGCUUGCUCUUUACACUCUAAGAAACCUAUGGUAGAUCCCAAACACAUAUGCCUUGAACCGAAGUACCCGACUGUAUAUCUCCCCAAUGCUAUCUAAUAGGUAGAAGGGUCAGUUGUGUAUAGGAUGCACUGCAUAACGGUUCUUAAGAUUCUGUAGGUUGAAAUGUGCGUGAAUUUUAUAUAUAUAUAUAUAUAUAUAUAUAUAUAUAUAUAUAUAUAUAUAUAUAUAUAUAUAUA
Molecule: messenger RNA, 4738 nt
Organism: Pseudophryne corroboree (corroboree frog)
Lineage: Eukaryota; Metazoa; Chordata; Amphibia; Anura; Myobatrachidae
Gene: SRGAP1
Product: SLIT-ROBO Rho GTPase activating protein 1
Exons: 22
Coding region: 828-4085 (1085 amino acids)
Biological process (GO): negative regulation of cell migration; signal transduction
Cellular component (GO): cytoplasm
Molecular function (GO): protein binding
Source: RefSeq, a predicted model, not a curated record